GGCGCGCGCGUUUCGGCAGAGCGUUGUCGCGCCCCAGCACGUCGGCAUGCGUCUUGCGCGCGCACGCUACCCGCCGCGACCUGCGCCCGCGCGGCCCGCACGCGCCGCCCGCACCGCUAUACUCAUCCUGGCCACCAUCGGCACUUUGGGAGCCACCCGAAUAAUACCCGAUACUCAGCAAUUAGAAAUAGUGUGUCAAGAGCGUGUGAGCCAGCGGUGCUGGAUAUGGCAGCUCGCAGCUGGCGACGUCAGCCGAGCCGAGAAGAAACUGCACCGGGUCCCCCCGCAGUAUGCAUGCGGCAUAAGCAACUCUAAAUCAUCGCAUGAUCAUAAACAAAUAUUGAUCUACUCUCCGGGUAACGAUGUUACGGUGACAACAUGUAAAAGAACGAUCCAUCUACCAAUGGACUCUUUGAACAACUGGAGCUUAGAUCACCAGAUAGGACCAAGACAACGCAGACAGGCUCCGUAUAGAGGAAGGUUCAGAGGACAGACUCAAUCACAAUAUUUGGCAAUAGAACAAGGAGCAAAGGAUGAAGGCAAAGCGGAAGCGAUUUCUGCAGCAGAUACAUCUAAAGCUGUUGUCAGUGGCAGAAGCGGUAUGGGCCAAGCUCAAAGUCAGUCCAUGUACGAUCCCAGUUGCGAUGAAUGUGUUGAUCGCUACGCACCUGAUGUAGGAAGUUUACGACGUCCAACAGGGGGCAACGAAAGAAUACCUGCUGGUGGAGACUGGAAUCAAGGAGGGGGUCCGGGUAGUUAUAUAGGUGGCCCUGGUAGCCAUGGAAGGGGACCAGGUAGUUAUGGGGGUCCAGGUGGUAAUGAGGGGGGACCGGGAGCUUAUGGCGGAGGACCAGGUAGUUUAGGUGGACCAGGUCCAGGAGGUGUAGGCGGUCCGGGCACCUACGGAGGUGGACCUGGAGGUGUAGGAGGUGCACCUGUAGGCGUAGGGGGCGGUCCGGGCACCUUCGGAGGUGGACCUGGAGGUGUAGGAGGUGCACCUGGAGGUGUAGGGGGCGGUCCGGGCACCUUUGGAGGUGGACCUGGAGGUGUAGGAGGUGGUCCGGGCACGUACGGAGGUGGACCUGGAGGCGUAGGGGGCGGUCCGGGCACCUUCGGAGGUGGACCUGGAGGUGUAGGAGGUGCACCUGGAGGUGUAGGGGGCGGUCCGGGCACCUUUGGAGGUGGACCUGGAGGUGUAGGAGGUGGUCCGGGCACGUACGGAGGUGGACCUGGAGGCGUAGGGGGCGGUCCGGGCACCUUCGGAGGUGGACCUGGAGGUGUAGGAGGUGCACCUGGAGGCGUAGGGGGCGGUCCGGGCACCUUUGGAGGUGGACCUGGAGGUGUAGGAGGUGGUCCAGGCACGUACGGAGGUGGACCUGGAGGCGUAGGGGGCGGUCCGGGCACCUUCGGAGGUGGACCUGGAGGUGGUCCAGGCGCCUACGGAGGUGUACCUGGAGGUGUAAGCGGCGGUCCGGGCACCUACGGAGGUGGACCUGGAGGUGUAGGAGGUGGUCCGGGCACGUACGCAGGUGGACCUGGAGGCGCAGGGGGCGGUCCGGGCACCUUCGGAGGUGGACCUGGAGGUGUAGGAGGUGGUCCGGGCAUGUACGCAGGUGGACCUGGAGGCGCAGGGGGCAGUCCGGGGUCCGGGCACCUUCGGAGGUGGACCUGGAGGUGUGUAAGCGGUCCAGGCAGCUACGGAGGUGGACCUGGGGGUGUAGGUGGUCCGGGCACGUACGGAAUUGGACCUGGAGGCGUAGGAGGCGGUCCGGGCACCUACGGAGGUGGACCAGGAAGUGUAGGCGGCGGUCCGGGCACCUACGGAGGUGGACCUGGAGGAGUAGGGGGCGGUCCGGGCACCUACGGAGGUGGACCUGGAGGUGUAGGCGGCGGUCCGGGCACCUACGGAGGUGGACCUGGAGGUGUAGGCGGCGGCCCGGCGUACCCGGUGUUCCAGUAG
This is a messenger RNA of Leguminivora glycinivorella, 1960 nucleotides long. RefSeq names its product glycine-rich cell wall structural protein 1-like. NCBI's taxonomy places the organism in Eukaryota, Metazoa, Arthropoda, Insecta, Lepidoptera, Tortricidae. The transcript has 6 exons. The record is from RefSeq and is a predicted model, not a curated record. The coding region runs from base 47 to 1960 and encodes 637 amino acids.